AUGAAGCCUAAGGAAAAAAGAAAACAUCUGGAAAGCAAGUAUUUCAUCAAAACUGCAAGGAUGUCAGGAGGACCCUGGAGCACUCAAGAAGAUGUGCCUCAGCCUCAGUCAUUUAUGGAGACCCAAGGCUGCCAACAGGCAGCAGGAGAAAAUGCAUCCACCUCUGAAUAUUUCUCCUGUGUUUCCUUACCAUCCAAGCUUUCCCAUCAUGAUGAGGAUGGAUUCCAUCAAUUACAACAAAAUGUUUCCUAUCUUGGAGACCUUAAUAUGCCUGUGUCCCAGUCUACACGGAAAUGGAAGAUCAUGGAGGGGCACACAGGAGGACCCUGGAGCACUCAAGAAGAUGUGCCUCAGCAUCAGUCAUUUAUGGAGACCCAAGGCUGCCAACAGGCAGCAGGAGAAAAUGCAUCCACCUCUGAAUAUUUCUCCUGUGUUUCCUCACCAUCCAAGCUUUCCCAUCACGAUGAGGACGGAAUCAAGGAGACACCUGUACCCAAGGACCUGGUGCAAAUGGAUAUGUCCUCUGACUAUUUAGAUACCUCCAGUUCUUCACAUUCAUCUAGUAAUAAGGAGAGUGGGCUCAGGAAAAUUUACUAUAUGCGUGUACAAAUGAAAAGGGGUGUGGCUGUCUUGUACCAUACAGAGUUUGGAUGGGAACCUCCCUCAAAAAGGAUCAAAAUGGAAAAAAUGAUCUACACUACAGCGGUCCAUAGAAAUGCCCCCCUCUCUCACACGUCUGGGGAGAACCUCCUCAAUGACCCUGAGCCCAGAGUAGACAGUCCGGCCCAAGAGAAAAGGGAGAAGGCUGGCUGGUGCGCAGCACCUUCAACUCCGGUGUUCUAUCGCAGGGUCCCGUUGCAGAGGCCGCUGGACAGCGGGUUCAGGUGCCUGGCCUGCUGCCACGUCUUUGCUAGCCUAGCGGCCCUUCAGCAGCAUGUGGAGCAUGGGGUCCAGGAGGGCUUCAGCUGCCAUUUGUUUCAUCGAGCCAUGGCUCGUCUAAAAAAGCGUAAGAGGAAGAAUAAGAAAUUAGUAAAGUCAACAUUAAGUUGCCAGGAGGAAAAAUAA
This is a messenger RNA of Pipistrellus kuhlii (Kuhl's pipistrelle), 1065 nucleotides long. Its product is annotated as protein FAM170A-like. The coding region runs from base 1 to 1065 and encodes 354 amino acids. Gene Ontology annotation, cellular component: nucleus. The record is from RefSeq and is a predicted model, not a curated record. Gene Ontology annotation, biological process: fertilization. Lineage: Eukaryota; Metazoa; Chordata; Mammalia; Chiroptera; Vespertilionidae. The transcript has 5 exons.